Mesitornis unicolor (brown roatelo) is the source of this 2319-nucleotide messenger RNA. RefSeq names its product KIAA0226-like ortholog (gene RUBCNL). Lineage: Eukaryota; Metazoa; Chordata; Aves; Mesitornithiformes; Mesitornithidae. The coding region runs from base 1 to 2319 and encodes 772 amino acids. The record is from RefSeq and is a predicted model, not a curated record. The transcript is spliced from 15 exons. Gene Ontology annotation, cellular component: intracellular membrane-bounded organelle; autophagosome membrane. Gene Ontology annotation, molecular function: phosphatidylinositol phosphate binding. Gene Ontology annotation, biological process: autophagosome-lysosome fusion; autophagosome-endosome fusion; autophagosome maturation.
AUGUCUCUCCACGCAGUAGCUCUGGCCAGCUGCAGCGGGACCCGAAUCUUCAAGCACCCCCACGCUACAGAGUUAAACCAUGAAAGCCUAAAGGUGACUUUCACCGAGUCAGCAUAUUCUUCAAAUCCCUCAGCGAGGAUUAGCUGCCUUGCUCCAACACCUCAAAUCUCCGUUCUAUCAGAUGAAUACUCGAGGCCAGCAGUGAUUGGACAUGCCAGAAGUUUUGGAUCGUACCCAGGCAGUGCUGAAGCUAUCAAAGACAUUCUUGUGUCUGUUUUGAAUGCAUCUGAUUUGAAGCCCUCUUUGGUGGUGGAGCAGAACACAAUGCGGGGAGCUGAGCAUCUGGACAGUGACAUGGAGCGGUGGGAGGAAAGCAGUGAUGUGGACAGCCAUGACGAGAGCGACAGUGAUUCUGCCCAUCACAAUGCUGCCUGUACACAAACAGACAUUCGGUUUACAAGGCACCGGGCAUGCUGGGACAACUCAUGCUGUGACUCCUCUAAGCCUCUGCUGGAUAGUUGCUUUUGUCCCCAUUACUCUGAUGGGGAUCCUGCUGCUUCCUCCUUGAGUGGUUUCACUCUUUCGGACGUGUCCCCUCUGAGGCGGGACUGCUUUACCCAGGUGACCUUAACAGGAGGCACUGUCACAUCAGCUGUUGUGCUUUCUGGAAAAGGAUGUUAUACCUCCUCUGAACAAGACUUGACUCUCACAAGGUUCUCUUCUGAUUCAACUGCUGGCAGGCCAGCAGAUCUGUUGAAAUAUCCUGAUGCUUUGGAGCCUAUGCCUGUCAGCAACAGUGACAGCAAUUCUCCCAGUGGACUUUCCCAGUCAGAGCCAGUCAAUCAAUCAGGUUCUACUUCUUCCUUGAACAUAAAUGCUGUACCAUUGAAUCGUUCAUUGCAGGACAUCUGCAUGCUUCCGGAAGAUGUGGAGAAGGAAAACGCACACUUUUUUGUCGCAGAUAUGAUUAUAGCAUCACUAGAAAAAAUGAAAUGUAAUAUCCUAAGCCAACAAGGAGAGUCCUGGGCUGUGGAGGAAACAAGUGGAUCAGAUGACAGCUAUCACACUGAUUUGGAGUUAUCUUCUUACCCUGGAGUGAAGAAGUCAGAUUCUUCUAUUGCCUCUACAGACAGUGGUUAUGAAGGCUGUACUCUGCUGCCUGUCAGCUCCCCAGGGCAUCUACCAUCACAUCAUGAGGUUACCAGAUUUCAUUGCCACAGUGACUCGGAGGACGAAUAUGUAAUUAUCGAACUUGAAGACCUUGAGAAUCUGUCUGUUGUUCCAGAUGAAAGGUCGUGUUUUGAACCAGGCAGCAAUUCUGCUGAAGCAACAGCCCAGGAGUUGUGCAGAGCUUUCAGAAAGCGCUGGUUGCAGACAGACUCUGCAGUUCAGCUGUCUGGCUGCCUGAGCUCAUCUAAGCAGAGGUCUGUACUGAAAGAAGAUAUUCCAAGAGAGCUUGAGUCCAGCAUCAAUCUGGCUGAAGAAAUAAAGCUCAUCUCCAAACUAAGAGCAUCUUCUGGCUGGGCCCCACCAAGAUCGCAGAUUAUAUUUGAUAUUCACCCUUCAGUCAAGAGAGAUGCAGUGGUGGCUGGCCAAAACUUUACGUGUGUUGGUUGUGGAACCCCAAUAGAAAGUAAGUAUAUCAGGAGACUCCGCUAUUGUGACUACCUGGGGAAGUACUUUUGUGACUGCUGCCACAGCUGUGCCCAGUCUUCCAUUCCUGCCCGGAUACUGAUGAAGUGGGACUUCAAAAAAUACUAUGUAUGCAACUUCUCCAAACACCUCCUGGACAGUAUAUGGCAGCACCCAGUUUUCAAUGUUUCAUGCAUUAACAAAGCCCUCUAUACAAAAAGUAAAGAAAUGGACAGGGUGAGGGAGGUGCAAGAACAGCUUUUUCACAUAAAAAAGCUUCUGAAAACCUGCAGGUUUGGUGAAAGGGUACUGAAAGAAUUUGAACAGGUCCCCAGCCAUCUGACAGAAGAGCUGCAUAUCUUUUCAUUGGAUGACCUGGUGAAGAUCAAACGAGGGCAGCUGCUGCCCCUUCUUAAAGAUAUUCUGAAGAGCUCUACCUCCCAUGUGGAUGGUUGCGAGCUCUGUCAAGCAAAGGGGUUUAUCUGUGAAUUCUGUCAGAGUGCAGAUCUGCUCUUUCCCCAUCAGAUUUCCAAAUGCAAAAGGUGCACAGAGUGCAAAACAUGCUUUCACAAAGCAUGCUUCAAGUCUGGAGGCUGCCCCAAAUGUCUGCGGAUUGCAGCUCGCAGGACACUUUCAGAAACUCCCAUCGCUGGUGCCUCUGUGAAACUGGGUUCCUCUGACUGCUGA